GAGCCAAACUCGUGAUCAGAAGGCGCUGAAAGAACAAGGCGAACGAGGUUGGGAGAUCAGGGAAGACCGAAUUAAAACGCCGGGAUUACAUAUAUUUUGUAGCCUAUUAAAUUGUUAUCUAGGGUUGUUUUCUUUGUUUAUUUCUACUAGUCACAAGUUAAUUUCUGUCGGAAAUUGUCUUCUAGAAUUACAGUGUACGGAACUUGGAUAUCAUGAUGCCGUUCCUAAGAACCCUACUUGUGCUGGCUGUUCUGUGCGCGCCAUCCUCCAGCCUCUGUCUCAGACUGUACCAGAGCGACUCCAACCUCCUAUGUGACGACGACAUACUAGCUGAGGUACAGAGGAACAACGUUCCCAGUGACGAGUUCCCAGUGUCGGAUAGCUGGGGCUCCCUCUUCAAAUCCGGAGACACUCUCUCCUCCGCAGAGUCGCGCGAGAAAAGGACGUCGACUUACCCUGCCAACUACAGGUUUCUCAGUCAGACGCAGCUAAGGAGUAAGAUGUUCCAGAACAGCGUAAAGAAUGACCGGCUGAGCAAGUUUACCCUCUCUCUAGAUGUGCCCACCAACAUCAUGAACAUUCUCUUUGACAUCCAAAAGUCGAAGAACCUGCGCGCAAAAGCGGCCGACAACGCGCGUCUGAUGGCGCAGAUUGGACGAAGAAAGCGACAGUAGCCCAUCUCUCCAACGGUUGAAGCCGCUACCCUGAUUUACCAUUACAUAUUAGAUUUUCACUCUGACAAAUUAAGUUUGCUGGAAGUUGUAUUUUUCCUCAAAUCGACCUUUCAGAUGCAGUAUUUGUUAGAUGUUUUUUUCUGUGUGUAUUUUAUGCACAUAAAUGGUUGCCUUCACUGUGAGUAUGAUCUAGCAAACUUAAAUCAGAAACAUAGGGAUUAUUGAGAUUGACUUUUCUGAAGUACAAUUGGAGUAUUUACGGCAUAGGCCUAUUAUAUUUUAGAAUCACUUAAAUGUAAUGAAAAUCAAAAGACAAUCGAGAUUAUUUUGAACUAGGCUACACACUGAAUGAUUUUCACGUCUGUUCAGAAUAUAAAUGUAAAUUAAUUAAAAUGAAAGUUUUUUCAAGAUAAGGUUAGGCCCUAUAGGCUAUACUUCUAAAGUCUUCUACUGGAGUGUUAAAGGUCGAAUCAGGAAAUGUGGUCUAAUGAAAGGUGUCUUAGAAAUUAGAUAAGGCAAAUGAAAAUGGGAAAUAUGUAAAUAUAGGAUAUGCAUAAAAGCAGUGGGUAAACUGUAAUUAUCCUGUCAAUGGAAAUGGGUUGCAUUUCUUCGCAAUUGUGCCCGCGUUUUAUAGGAAAAGCAAGGCAUGCAUAUGCUUGAAAUACAGGACAGUACGGUACAAUACAAAUUAUGUGAACAAAUUGCAUUCAUUGAAAUACGCACGCAUGUUGCGGCGUUUUUAGUGUAAAGAGAAGCGAGUUAGCCUAUAUAACUUUGUGAAUAGACGCUAGAAUAUGAAAUGUUUAUGAGUUAUUUCAAGGUAAAUGCAUGGUAGCCUCAAUGUUUGAUCAUCAAAUGUCUGUUAUUUUUAUACGCAAAGGGAUUAUUUUUCCUCAA
Coregonus clupeaformis (lake whitefish) is the source of this 1571-nucleotide messenger RNA. RefSeq names its product urocortin-3. Gene Ontology annotation, biological process: adenylate cyclase-activating G protein-coupled receptor signaling pathway; cellular response to nutrient levels; digestion. Gene Ontology annotation, molecular function: corticotropin-releasing hormone receptor 2 binding; hormone activity. The record is from RefSeq and is a predicted model, not a curated record. The transcript has 2 exons. Bases 213 to 674 code for a protein of 153 amino acids. NCBI's taxonomy places the organism in Eukaryota, Metazoa, Chordata, Actinopteri, Salmoniformes, Salmonidae. Gene Ontology annotation, cellular component: extracellular region.